Messenger RNA from Schistocerca piceifrons (Central American locust), 3068 nucleotides. RefSeq names its product Bardet-Biedl syndrome 2 protein homolog. NCBI's taxonomy places the organism in Eukaryota, Metazoa, Arthropoda, Insecta, Orthoptera, Acrididae. Gene Ontology annotation, biological process: non-motile cilium assembly. Gene Ontology annotation, cellular component: BBSome; motile cilium; ciliary basal body. Gene Ontology annotation, molecular function: protein binding. The transcript has 17 exons. The record is from RefSeq and is a predicted model, not a curated record. Bases 509 to 2674 code for a protein of 721 amino acids.
AAUAGUUUCCGUCAAAGUUUGUUGAUAUUUUGAAGGGCGCUAAGUUAAAAUUUUGCUGCAAGAAAACAAGAGUAUGUGACGGUGUAGAACUAUUUAAUUUGGUGGUCUUCAUGAUUAUGGAGACCGUUUAUACCACCACUGUGUUCCAUUCCAGUUGUGAAGCAUAAAGAGUGGUGAUGGUCAUCCACUAUCUUAUUUAUAUGAUGAUAACUACACAGCCCGGCCACCAACCACACAGAUCAACCACCAGUGGACCUAUGAAGAUAGCAAUAUAAGAAACUGUAGAGCAGUUCGAAGUCAGUUUCUCUUCCGACUGGCAGCUGAAGCUGUUCAUCGGCUGUACUGUGCCAUCAUAUUAUCACUACCUCUGCUGCUCAACUAUGUUCACAGUAACACUCCACUUUGUUGGACUCUGCUGAAUUCAUCAACUCGCCCCGCUAUACUGGCCAUGGGGCUUUGAUUCUGCCAGCAAUAUUUGACUAUAGGCAAAGAUUAGAGAUUAAGAAUAAUGGCCUUGCCAGUCUUUACCAUUAACCUUAACCACAAGAUUUUGCCUGGCCUUGUUACAAUUGGAAAGUAUGAUGGCACACAUGCAUGUCUCACUGCUGCCACGACAGCUGACCAGGUGCUUAUACACAGUCCACAUCGAAGAGUUGGAUAUGAAACUGGACGCAUGGUCUCACAUGAGAGAAGUAAGGAAUUGGUACUUCUUAACAUCAACCAGCCAGUAACAGCCAUAUGUGCAGGACGCCUGGAUCCGAGCAAGGACUGUGAUAUAUUACUUGUUGGAACCGCUACUAAUCUUCUAGCAUAUGAUGUGGAGAGAAAUAUGGAUCUUUUCUAUAAAGAGGUGAUGGAUGGAGUGUCUGCCAUUACAAUUGGGAGGCUAGGUCAUUGGAAGAAUCCUUUGGUCAUUGUUGGUGGUAACUGCUCUAUUCAGGGAUUUGACUAUGAAGGUAAUGAGCCAUUUUGGACAGUCACGGGAGACACAGUCACCUCGCUUGCUUUAUUGGACUUUGAUGGUGAUGGUGAUAAUGAGUUAAUUGUUGGCUCUCGAGAUUUUGAUAUCCGUGUCUUCAAAGAGGACAAUAUUAUAAGUGAACAUGCAGAACUUGAAGCAGUAACUGUGCUGACCCCUCUUAAUGGAAGUGGAUUUGGCUAUGGAUUGGGUAAUGGCACUGUUGGCGUAUAUCAGAAACUUCAGAGGGUUUGGAGAGUUAAGUCAAAAAGUCGUGCUGUUAUCAUCUAUAGCUUUGAUGUGGACGGUGAUGGUAUGGAAGAACUGAUAACUGGUUGGACAAAUGGGAAGGUGGAUGCCAGAAAUAGCAGAACAGGUGAAGUCAUCUUCAAGGAUACAUUGCCUCAUUCUAUAGCAGGGAUUGUAGAAGGCGAUUAUCGACUUGUUGGAAAGAAUGACCUCCUUGUUUGCACUGUUGAGGGAGAAGUGAGGGGCUACAAACAGGCAAAAAUGAUGGGAACAAGACCUGAUGUGAAUGUGGAACAGGAGACAGUCAGGGAAUUGUUAUCAAGGAAGCAGGCAUUGCUUACAGAGCUUCGUAUGUAUGAAAGUAAUGCACAGCUCUCUGGCAUUGCACAUAGUGAUUAUGCUGAAAGUAUUGCUCAACAAUUGCAGCAGCAAGCUGGUGUAAUACCUGCCAAGACUCGGCUGCAGACUGGAAUCUCCAUUAAUAUGGGGAAUGAAAAGAAACCGGGUCACAUUGAAGUCGCUCUUGCAACAAACAAUGAAACUGUAAUAAGAGUUGUAAUGGUAUUCGCUGAGGGCAUAUUUGAAGGUGAGACACAUGUUAUCCACUUAAAAGAAUCAGAAAUAUCAUCUAAUGUGAAUGUUGCACUUUAUCCUCCAAAGGAUGUGCCAGUAGACAUUCACAUAAAGGCCUUGGUGGGUUAUCGUGGAAGCCAGCAUUACCAUGUUUUUGAGCUUACAAGGCAGCUACCACGUUUUGCUAUGUAUGCUUUAUGCGAGGAGCCGGGUAAUUUACCCUCCAGCUAUGUGUCAUUCUCUUUAAACGAAAGAGUGCAGAGGAUUGCAAUGUGGAUUAAUCAGAAUUUCCUGGUUUUGUCAGAUAUUGAAGCAAACACUGAACUGAAUGUGACAUUUCUUUCACUAAGAGACAACACGAGAGUAAAUAUAUCAAUGCAGCCAGAAAAUAAGUUUGUGAUUGCAACACACAGCAUGGCUGUUGCAGGUGAUAUCGUACAAUCUCUUGCAGCUUUUUUAAAUUUGGAUGAAUUGCAGGUAAAGGCAGAAUUUUCUGAAGAAGAACAACGAAUUGCUGUUUUGCUUCAGCAAGUAAGUGAUCUUCAAGAAACCAGGCUUCGUUUGGCAGCAGAAAUGGCAGACCAUUCUGGACUUGUUCGUAGCUUGGUGAUGCGUGCAGAAAAUGCCCGGCACUUGGGAGAUGUUAAGGAUGUUCGGAGAUGGUAUGCAGAACUGAAUUACAUUAGCACUGACUUGGUACGGGGCUAUAACAUACGCUGCACGAAUCAUCAAGAACUUGUAGAAGCUCUGAAACAAGUCAAUCUCAUAAUAGAAAAGGCAGCUAAGCUAAGAGUUGGCAGGUUUAAAGUCUCAGUCAUCAAUGCUUGUCGUAUGGCACUGAAAAAUAACAAUGUCAGUCUGCUUGUAAAAGCGAUAAGAAUAGGAGAAGUAUAAUUACAAUAUACCUUGAAUCAGACACAUAUAAGAUUUGAGUGCCAAAACAGUGCCUACAUAAUGGUGUCUUCAGUUGUUAAGAGGUUUUGUUUAUGCUCUCUUGCACAUGUUGAAACACAAUGUUAAACAAAUAUCCUGAAAACCACUACCUGUUUGAUAUCUUAUUCUUUGUAAGAAGGAAAGACAAAUAAAAGAAGAUAAGGAGCUGGAAUAACACAUUUCUAACACAAUGACCACAUUGCCUUUGAAGUUUGUCUGUGCUUAAAAAUAUCCAUGUCAUCUCUUAAAUAUACCCUGUCCUCACUGUGCUGACAUUUACUGUCAUGUAAUUGAGAUCACAGUUUUGUUACUCUUAUUCAUUCUUAUGUGCUGUGUAAACUUGUGUGUGUUACUU